Molecule: messenger RNA, 1047 nt
Organism: Angiostrongylus costaricensis
Lineage: Eukaryota; Metazoa; Nematoda; Chromadorea; Rhabditida; Metastrongylidae
Source: the annotation of a GenBank genome assembly
CUGAUGGGGAAAAUUGGUGUGGAGACUGUGGAAUGUGUCGACAUCAUCUCAUUCGAUGACGAGGUACUGAAGGAUCUACCGAAACCGCAGCUGGCUGUGCUUCUUUGUCUGCCUGACUACGAGAAGGUUCAUGCUCUUAUGGCUCCAGUGUACGACAAACUCUUCUCGGAGUCCGUGACCACACCCGAAAAUGUGUUCUUUAUGGAGCAAAAGAUUGGAAAUGCGUGCGGUACAUUUGCACUGUUUCAUGCGUUGGCGAAUGUCGAGGACCUUGUUGAUCUAGGUGAGUGUUUAAACCACGUCAGCUUACUUAGUAUUCAUUGUAACUCCUUCACAGGUUCUGGACCAUUCAGAAAAUGGCUCGAAGCAGCAAAAGGGGUACGUGUUGACCAGAGGUCGGCUCUACUUGCUAACGUCCUUAUUUUUCACAUUCAAUGUCUCUACCUAACCAUUAUGCCCAUUUCAAGCAUGCUACUUUUCUUCGAACGUAAAUCGCCUUACGACACAUUCACGGGCAUGGACCAGACUCCGGCCGAAGUGGAGCAUCACUUCAUCUGUUAUGUGAAUAGAGACGGAACUCUAUUCGAAAUAGAUUCGCGUGCUCCUUUUCCGCGAGCGAUCGGUGCUACCAGUGGUGAUACCCUCGUGAAGGAUGCUGGCGCUGCUUGUAAACGUCUGAUGGAUGAACUUCGUAGUGUUUCGAUGGCUACACAAUGGCGUGCGCUCGAAUCCAACCCGGAGACGAUGAACGCCCAGAAAAUUGGGAAUGCCUGUGGUACAUUCGCACUUUUCCAUUCUCUUGCAAAUUUGGAAGGUGUCAUAGAUUUAGGUGAUGGAUCGUUCACCACUUGGUUGAAAGAAGCCAAAUCGCUCUCUUCGGAGGAGAGAUCGGAUUUACUUCUCAAAAGUACACAACUAGCUGGUGCCCAUGACGAGGUUGCAAGGAUGGGAGAGACUGAGGAACCUUCUGUUGUCGAACAUCAUUUCAUCUGUUACAUCGUCAAGAAUGGUCACCUUUAUGAAAUUGGUUGGUUUAUUGUGGCGUAG